Molecule: messenger RNA, 306 nt
Organism: Arabis nemorensis
Lineage: Eukaryota; Viridiplantae; Streptophyta; Magnoliopsida; Brassicales; Brassicaceae
Source: the annotation of a GenBank genome assembly
AUGGCCGCUAGUUCACUCUCCUCCGCCGUGAAAUCUCUUUGCUCCGUCGCAUCUGGCAGUGUUUCUGGUUCCAUUAUCCUCAGGAGGAGUUACGUUGCGACUUCCCAAAAUGUGACACGAGUAGGAUUCAGUAAGGGAGGUUCCACCAGAGUUAUGGUGGGGAAGAUCGAACAAAGGGUGGAUCAAGAGGCAGAGUCUUCGUGGGCCCCAGAUCCAGUCACGGGAUACUACAGACCUUCAAAUCGUACGGCUGAGAUUGAUCCAGCGGAGCUAAGAGAGAUGCUUCUGAGAAACAAAGCCAAGUGA